This is a messenger RNA of Syzygium oleosum, 1598 nucleotides long. Its product is annotated as actin-related protein 9-like. The transcript is spliced from 3 exons. Bases 127 to 549 code for a protein of 140 amino acids. The record is from RefSeq and is a predicted model, not a curated record. Lineage: Eukaryota; Viridiplantae; Streptophyta; Magnoliopsida; Myrtales; Myrtaceae.
CUAGACAGCAAAGGUCUUGGCAUUUUAUAAAUAGUUGACGUUGCUAAAUGAUCUACUGAGUGAAAAGUGGAAGCAUUCUUUUUUUCCCUGCAACUGUGUCCCCUGCAUUUAUGAUUGCCGAGCUCUAUGCAUUAUCAAGAUAGCUCAAAGGAUAAAGACUUGCCUAGUACUUCGUUGGACCAACAUGAAGGAAUGGAUAUGGACUUAGGUGAACGUAAAUACAAAAGGUUCAUUUGUGGCGAGGAAGCUCUAAAAAUAUCACCCACAGAGCCUUACUGCUUGCGCCAUCCUAUCCGAAGAGGUCAUUUUAGCAUUUCACAAGAUUAUCCUAUGCAGCAGGUAUAUGAAGAUUUGCAUACUAUCUGGGACUGGAUAUUGGUGGAGAAAUUGCAUAUACCCCAAUCGGAAAGGUAUAUGUAUUCUGCUACUCUUGUGGUGCCAGAGACAUUUGACAAUCGUGGUACAUAUUUGGAUUGCUUUCAUUAUGUUCAGUUGUUUGUAUCCACGAAGAGUUUACUAUUUGUUUUUCCGCUUAUGCAUUUCAUAUGAUUCUCUGUGUUGUAAGUGGAUGCGUGAACAUAUGGUUGAGUAUAAAUAGAGAAAUGAUAGUGUGGUUUCUUCCCAUGCUUCUUCUUUAUGUUUUCCUGUGGUUCAUUGGCUGAUCUUACUUUGGUUUGUCUUUAGGAAUGGAUUUCUUUUUUCUAAUCUAUGAUUGAGAAGUAGUAUACCAUUGCUGCAGCUAAAGAUUACUCUGAAAAAGGACCUUUAGGAUCUUCAGUUAAUGUAAUAAUCUUUACGUUGACAAUACGAAACUAAAAUUUGCCGGGAUUAAUGCUUUUUUGCGUAUUUUUUGCAUCUUGUUGAGCAAUGAGUUGCCUUUUCUUCAGCUCUACAGCAUGGAUCAGUAGUAAAUUAAGUUGGUCAUUUUUGCUUCAGGAGUUUAUACCAGGCACAAUUUGUGUGUCUGCAUUAGAACUUUGGAUAUAAGGUUGAGUCGUAUGUUUGAUCUUAUAUCAACUUCUUCCCACCUUUUUUUUCAAGAACUCUAUGAUUCUUCAGAUGGCUGUGUCAAAUUCAUAUUGCACUAUGGCAUUUCUGUGAGAAAGCAUAAGAUAGAAUAAUUGUAAAAGAGUUAUUGAGGGUUGCCACCCCUUUAAAAAUGAUUCUCAAUAAAAGACCUCUUCAAAAAUCAAUGAAUAAGUUUUGAAGUAAACUUCUCAUUUGCUUCUCCUAGAAACUACUAACAUUUCUCUCCUUUAAAUCAGCAAUAAUACUGCUGGGGGAAUUGAAUGGAAUCCUUCAAUCUCUUCUUCUCCUUGCUUUAUGUUAGCAUGCAUUCUUAUCCAUGCUCGGCGCUCAUUCUUGACCAUGGCUCUUAGGAUCCUAUCCGGACUGUAAGAUCUUAUUUGAAACUUAAGAAAUGAUUCAAAUCUUAUGUAGGACCUUAAUUAGCUAGGAUCUUUACGUGGUCCUGAUCCUAAGCUAAAAAGUCAAAAAUCAAUGCAAUCCCACCGAUCCAAUCUUGACAUACUUCAACCUUGAAUUAUGUGUAUCCUAAAAUCUAUGUAAUGGGAAUAUAGAUUUUUCUUGUGCAUGAA